Messenger RNA from Argiope bruennichi, 3327 nucleotides. Its product is annotated as splicing factor 1-like. Lineage: Eukaryota; Metazoa; Arthropoda; Arachnida; Araneae; Araneidae. The record is from RefSeq and is a predicted model, not a curated record. Gene Ontology annotation, cellular component: nucleus. The transcript has 11 exons. Gene Ontology annotation, molecular function: zinc ion binding; mRNA binding. Gene Ontology annotation, biological process: regulation of mRNA splicing, via spliceosome. Bases 193 to 2226 code for a protein of 677 amino acids.
UUGAUUGGUCUGUUCAGUGGCGAAAGUGUUCAUUGUACGCCAUUUCUUUUAAUAUUUGAGUUAAAAAUUUUGUUGUUCCUGCUUAUUAUUAAUCAUUGGUUGUUGUUCAGACUAGUAGCAUUAGCACAUUACUUUUUAAAAGUAUCAUUAAGAAAGUUUUUUUAUAGCUGUUGUAUUGUCACUUGUUAUGAUAUGUCUGGAAGAACAUCUGGCGCUAAUACUACACCACUUGGGCGUCCUAAUCCCUCAAUGUUAGGAUCUUCUAAUAAGACAUCUAGCAUGUUAAAACCUAGUUACAUGACUUCUUCUGAAAAUAAUAAAAGAAGUCGGGAAGACGAUUAUGAUUAUCAGUCAACAAAGUGGCCUCCAGAGGAAAACUCAUGGAUGUCAUCAAAUAAUCGUAAUAAUAAUAAUAAUGAUAAAAGUGAAUCUGAACGCGAAAAAGAACGCAAAAGAAAAAGGAGAUCUCGUUGGGGUGGUGAUGAAAAAGAGAAAGUUUUCAUUCCGGGUUUGCCAACAGUUUUGCCCAACAACUUGAACCCUCAACAAGAACGUGCAUAUUUGUUGCAGCUGCAGAUUGAGGAAAUUAGUAGACGUCUUCGUACUGGUGACCUGGGAAUUCCCCCUAAUCCUGAAGAAAGAUCUCCUUCUCCAGAACCAAUAUAUAACAGUGAAGGUAAGCGUUUAAAUACCAGAGAGUAUCGAACUCGAAAGAAGUUGGAAGAUGAUCGUCAUAAUUUAAUUCAAGAGAUGUAUCAGUGUAAUCCUGAAUACAAGCCCCCACCUGACUACAAACCUCCUCUAGUCAAAGUGUGUGAAAAGGUUAUGAUUCCACAGGAAGAACAUCCUGAUAUUAAUUUUGUUGGCUUGCUUAUUGGGCCUCGAGGUAAUACCUUAAAAUCGAUGGAAAAAGAGACAGGAGCUAAGAUUAUAAUUCGAGGUAAAGGCUCAGUAAAGGAAGGCAAAGUAGGUCGCAAGGAUGGACAACCUCUUCCUGGGGAAGAUGAACCCUUACAUGCCUUUGUAACAGGAAAUAGUCAUGAAAGUGUCAAAAAAGCUGUUAAUAAGAUCAAAGAUAUUAUUCGCCAAGGAGUUGAAGUACCUGAAGGACAAAAUGAUUUGCGGCGCAUGCAAUUGCGGGAAUUAGCCCUUUUAAAUGGAACAUUACGUGAAAAUGAUGGACCACGUUGUACUAAUUGUGGAGGUACAACUCAUAGAAGUUGGCAGUGUCCUGACAAGCCUAAUGUUACUAAUAAUGUCAUUUGCUCAAAUUGUGGUUCUGCUGGUCAUAUCUCUAAAGAUUGUCGAGAGCAAAAAGCUCCUGGUGCAUUAGGAGCACCUGAUAAGGCAAAGAUAGAUGAAGAGUAUAUGUCAUUGAUGGCUGAACUGGGUGAAGGACCACCACCUCCUAAUAAAGGAAAUUCUGUUGGUUCUAGUAGCCAGUCAUCUGUAACUCCUUUGCAAGCCCCACCUGGACCUCCAAGGGCUAUAAUGGCUCCACCACCUUCCAUAUCAACGUCUCAAUUUCAGGCCACAAGCUCUCAGCCAACAUUCAACAAUGCCCAGAAUAAAUCUGCAAUUCAAAGUGUUCCCCCUCCAACCACUGGCAUGCAAAACACAAUGUUCAUGCCUCCUCCAAUUAUGUCUCAGAUGCCCCCUCCCCCAAUGCCUCCUUCUUCCACUGUUUCUCCAAUGGGUAUGCCACCCUGGACCCAACCUCCAUUCCAAGCACCUCCUGGAACUGUACAACAACCAGUAAUGCCCAAUCAGGCUGCAACUGCUCCGGCAGUAGGAAUGCUUGCUCCUCCUCCACCACCACCCAGUCUCACAGUUGGAUCUCAGCCACAAGCUAAUUGGAUGACACCACCAACUGUCACUCAAUCUAUGGCACCAUGGCAAAUGCCUCCUCAAGUGUCUGGGCCGAUGCCAGUCCCUCCACCUCCUGGCAUUGCACCAAUUCCUCCACCUGCUGCAAUGGCUACAAUGUAUCCAUGGGGUGGGUUUAUGGGAGUUCCACCCCCACCUCCUAUGCAAACAGUUUCUGCUGCUACUGCUGCUUCCCUCCAGACCUUAGCAGCACAGCCUCCACCACCUCCACCUCCUGCAACCACUUCUAUACAAACAACUAGUGCUACUUCAUCAACACAAAAUGUUUCACUAGCCACUUUAUCUCUACCAUCUCUGCUGUCUGCACCUCCACCUCCUCCACCACCACCUCCCAGUUAAACUGAGAGGAAUUUGAGACCAUCUUUUAUGUCUCCAUCUCAAAAAAGUGGAUCAUAGUACUUCAUUUAUUCAAUUGCAUUGUUGUGAAUAAUUUCUUGUGUCUGCAUUUUAAAUCAUUCUUAUAUUUAGUAGAACAAUGCAUUCAAGGAAAUAGAGUAAUAGACUUUGAGCCCUCAGAAGCCAUGUACAACUGAUUAUAAAAAAUUUGAUAAAUAUUCAUGUAUGAAUAUUUAUCCAAUUAUUUAUUAUGGUUGUUAAAUUACAAGUACUGAUUCAAGAAAAUGUGAGAAAUUUUUCUUGGUAUUUAUAGAGGACUUUGGUAACUUACAAUUUCUGUCUAAAAAAUACUAUUUUUACUGAAUCGUGCAAAGUAAAUGUCUUCUUUUUGAUGUGCUUUCAUAAAGAAAUAUUUUUACCAAGAUUUUAGGCUUUUCCCAAACUUCACCUAGUAAGUAUGUACAAAAUUAUCUAAUAUUGCUUAUUAUCUAUUUAUCUUCUAAACAUAUUUAGAUUAAUUCAGUCAAAAAUUUAAAUUAUUAUCUUUUUGAAAGAUGUGAUAUUUAUGUUGACUUACAUUUAUAUCUUCCUAUUAUAUUCAUUUUAUCUAUUAAUGAAUGUCAGAUCUCUGCAUAUUUGAAGGGUGAGCAAAGAUUUUUUUCUUUUUCUUGUUUUUGGAUAUUAUUAUAUGAAUUUCAUAUAAAUAAUUUUUGCUAUUGUUUUUCUAUGUUAAGUUUAUCAGCAUUAUAUUCCUUAAUUUAAGGUUAAAUAUGAACUGUAAAAAUUUGCAUUUUGACCUCCAGCAUCUUCGAUAAUUUUUUUAUAUUAUCAGGAGCUUCGGCUUGAAAUAAAAUAAUUUUUUAAAAAUAGUUAACAUUUUAAAUCUAUGAAUUAUAAUAACAGCUGGACUAGUGUCAUAUUUAUUUUCCCAAUUUAUCUUACAAAUAAGUGUUUUUUGCUGACAAAGAAUGAAUAUUAUAUGUUGUAAUCUUUAAAAAAAUAACAAAUAUUGGUUGUUUUGAAUCAUUGAUUUUUAACUUUGUAACUAUAGAAUUAAAUAUUUUCCUUGGCUGUUUUUCUGAAAUGAUGUAUUAAAAAGAAUAU